UUGCGAUUAACACGUACUGUAAAAAACCCACACAGACAAAAGAAAAUAAGACAAGAGACAAAAAAAUCAAUAAUAGUAAGAACACAAGGAUACUGGUUUGUUGGCAGAGAUUGGUUUGGUAACGAACGCUUCAACGGCAAAAUUUCCCGGGCUACAAGGCUUCCUGUCUCUCUCUCUUUCUUCUCCAUGCGCGACAAUUCCCAUUUUCUUACUCAUAUUUUCCAUCUCCUCCUAAAGGAUGCGUAAUUGAAGGGGGGAAAUUGACAAUAACUGGAGGAGGAGAAGUUGGAAGGGUGUCUGUGUGUGGGUGAGAGUGAUUGGGGUCCUCAGGUGGAAGAUCUGGCUAGGGUUUUCGAUUGAGGUGAAACAAGGAGAAGAUGAGCGCUUCUAGGUUCAUCAAGUGUGUUACUGUUGGGGAUGGAGCUGUGGGUAAAACUUGUUUGCUUAUUUCCUACACUAGCAAUACCUUCCCCACUGAUUACGUGCCAACUGUUUUCGACAAUUUCAGUGCAAAUGUGGUUGUGAAUGGAAGCACUGUUAAUCUGGGUUUGUGGGAUACUGCAGGACAAGAGGAUUAUAACAGAUUAAGACCUUUGAGUUAUCGUGGUGCCGAUGUUUUCAUUCUGGCUUUCUCCCUCAUUAGCAAGGCCAGUUAUGAAAAUGUUUCCAAAAAGUGGAUUCCAGAGUUGAAGCAUUACGCACCUGGUGUUCCCAUUAUUCUGGUUGGCACUAAGCUUGAUCUUCGAGAUGACAAGCAGUUCUUUGUUGACCAUCCUGGUGCUGUGCCCAUUACCACUGCUCAGGGAGAAGAGCUUAGGAAGCUGAUCAAUGCACCUGCUUAUAUUGAAUGCAGCUCUAAAUCACAGCAGAACGUGAAAGCAGUCUUUGAUGCAGCCAUAAGAGUUGUCCUUCAACCACCAAAGCAAAAGAAAAAGAAAAGUAAAGCACAAAAGGCCUGUUCGAUAUUGUGAUUUGCUAGGCUGGUCUAAAAAUUUGACAACCAUUUCUCCAAUCUGUAAUUCUCUCCUCUUCUUCGUUUUCUUCAUUCCUACGGCUGUUGAAGAAGUUGGAAUCUAUGUGGGUGUUCGUUCGUCUAACAUACUCUAGAUCUCCUUGAAGCAUUAAGGUGGUUGAUGCUUUGUUUUUCUUGGAAUUAUUGUGAAUUCUAAUUGUCAAAUUUGCAUUUCAUGGUUCCCACCUUUUUCUUAACUUAAGUUUUAUGUAUUAAUAGACUGGAAUUUCCCAGUUAGGAUGAUGACUACCUUGUUUGCUUGAAGAUAUAUAUAAUAUCUAAAUUAUUUUUGUA
This is a messenger RNA of Vicia villosa (hairy vetch), 1306 nucleotides long. RefSeq names its product rac-like GTP-binding protein RHO1. Gene Ontology annotation, biological process: regulation of cell shape; regulation of actin cytoskeleton organization; actin filament organization. Gene Ontology annotation, molecular function: protein kinase binding; GTPase activity; GTP binding. The transcript is spliced from 8 exons. NCBI's taxonomy places the organism in Eukaryota, Viridiplantae, Streptophyta, Magnoliopsida, Fabales, Fabaceae. The coding region runs from base 378 to 971 and encodes 197 amino acids. The record is from RefSeq and is a predicted model, not a curated record. Gene Ontology annotation, cellular component: cell cortex; cytoskeleton; plasma membrane.